Microbotryum saponariae is the source of this 1480-nucleotide messenger RNA. NCBI's taxonomy places the organism in Eukaryota, Fungi, Basidiomycota, Microbotryomycetes, Microbotryales, Microbotryaceae. The record is from the annotation of a GenBank genome assembly.
AUGUCGAUGCAGGCCUUCGCGUUGCGCGCCGAUCCCAAUGGUCCCGCCGCCCAGCAGGACUUUCGACAGGACCUCAACGUGCGCCUCAUCUGCCCCGACUGCCAGGACGAGAACGUCAACCUCAUCGAAGAGAUGAGUUCGGGUGACUUGGUCUGUGGCGAGUGUGGUCAGUCCAGCCCCGUGCGCGUGCAGCGCUACCCUGGCUCCUGCGUGUGCUGACCAAUACCUCUGUUUUCCUUGGCAGGGCACGUCUUGGGUGAUCGCAUCGUCGAUACCAGGUCAGAAUGUGCGUUGGUGUACUCAGUCACCUGUCGCAGCGUCCGCCGGGGGGGGAGGGGGGGGGGGGGGUCGGGCAAACAGUCGCUUGACUUGAUCCCCUCCAGGCCGAGCUGGUCCGAAGGACCACGUGCUCGCCUGGGAUCGCUGUGGUGUGCCAUACGAGUGAGACACUCUUGUUGAACAUGUUCAUCACUUGUGUGCCUCCCCCUUUCUCGAAUAUCAACAGGGCGUUCAUUCGCCGAUUCAGAAGGAGACGACCCGUCUCGUGUCGGUGGACCAACCGACCCACUGCUCGAUCCCGUCAACCAGCUCUCGACCAUUAUCUCCUUCAAGGAUAACAACACGGGCAUAUCCCGUGGCUUGCAGAUUGCCAAUACGCGAGUGCUCAAGGACUCGGGCGGAGGUCGCGACCUGCAUGUCGCCUUUGACCAGAUCCAGAUCAUGUGCGAAGCCAUCUCGCUGCCCAAGACGAUCGUCGACACGAGCAAGCAACUCUUCAAGCGCAUCGACGACGAGAAGCUGCUCAAAGGCAAGAGCCAGGACGCCAUCAUCGCCGCAACCAUCUUCAUCGCGUGUAGGCAGGCCCGCGUGCCGAGGACGUUCAAAGAAAUCGUCGCCCUCACCAACGUGUCCAAGAAGGACAUCGCGACCUGCUUCAAGCUCUUGACCCAAUUGUUCGAGACCGUGCACGCCAACCAAGCACCCCCUUCGAGUGCUUCGGCGACCGACUCGCUCAUCACACGUUACUGCAACCACCUCGGCCUGUCCGUGCCCGUGCAGCGUGCGGCUGUCUUUGUCGGGACCCGCGUCGGAGAGGAAGGCUUGUUGGCCGGUCGAAGUCCGAUCACGAUCGCCUCGGCCUGCAUCUUGUUCGCAACGACGUUGUGGGGUAUCCCCGAACCAGCUGCAAAGAUAUCCGCCGUCGCAGGAGUGCAGGACUCGACCAUUCGCAUGGGUUAUAGGUCGGUCGAUCUGGUUGACCACGAUGGCGCAUUCACGAAUGCUGAUCGUGCAACGGAGUUAAAGCAGGUUACUGCUUCCGCACAAAGAAAAGCUUGUCGAUGAGCGCUGGUUCGUCUCGUCCCGCAAAGACGGUACCCGAGCCGACUGGGCCAACAUCCGCUCAGCCAAGGUCAAAGAAGAAGGGGAAGACGGUGAAGUCACUUCGCCAGACCAUGCGGCCCCUGUGCCCGUUGUCUGA